Molecule: messenger RNA, 477 nt
Organism: Polistes canadensis
Lineage: Eukaryota; Metazoa; Arthropoda; Insecta; Hymenoptera; Vespidae
Exons: 2
Coding region: 50-310 (86 amino acids)
Source: RefSeq, a predicted model, not a curated record
UAAGCUUAGUUUCCUUUACGAAGCAAACAACCAAUCCAAUCAACCAACCAUGUUCAAGCUGGCUGUCCUCGCCGCCAUUUUGGCUGUCGCUGCUGCUGCUCCAGGAGGUCUUACUGGCAUUGCCAUCAGUGCUGGAACUGGCCCAAUCCACGCUCCCCAAGUGGUUGCCGCUGCUGCACCCGUUGCCGCUCAUGUUGUAGCCCAGCCUGUGGCCCCAGCUGUCCUCCAGACCCCCAUUGUCACCAGGACCGUCCUCAACCAUGCUGCCUAUGCUGCACCUCUACUCCACGCUGCUCCCCUUCAUGGUUAGACAAUAAUGUCGACGAUAAAUCUCCAACCUACCACCACCACCUACCAACAAACCAACAGUCAUGACGAGACAAGAACAACCCUCAUAUCAUCUAAGGCCUCGUUAAUUGCGUUCGCGCUAUUAACGAUGGUGCAAAUACCAUAGGCUCGGAGAAACGACAACAACAA